Psammomys obesus (fat sand rat) is the source of this 771-nucleotide messenger RNA. Its product is annotated as dynein axonemal heavy chain 2-like. The annotation marks the transcript as partial. Gene Ontology annotation, biological process: microtubule-based movement. Gene Ontology annotation, molecular function: ATP binding; ATP hydrolysis activity; minus-end-directed microtubule motor activity. The record is from RefSeq and is a predicted model, not a curated record. Lineage: Eukaryota; Metazoa; Chordata; Mammalia; Rodentia; Muridae. The transcript has 5 exons. Gene Ontology annotation, cellular component: dynein complex.
CUCCGGGACACCAUCGAGCAGGAGACCCGGGAGCUGGGCCUGCAGGUCACGCCGUUCACCCUCACCAAGGUCCUACAGCUGUACGAGACCAAGAACUCCCGCCACUCCACCAUGAUCGUGGGUGGCACAGGCAGCAGCAAGACCACGUCCUGGAAGAUCCUACAGGCCUCGCUGACCUCGCUGUGCCGCUCCGGGGAGCCCAACUUCAACAUCGUCAAGGAGUUCCCCCUGAACCCGAAGGCGCUGUCCUUGGGGGAGCUGUACGGGGAGUACGACCUGAGCACCAACGAGUGGACCGACGGCGUCCUGUCCAGCGUCAUGCGGGUGGCGUGCGCAGACGAGAGGCCAGACGAGAAGUGGAUCCUCUUCGACGGCCCCGUGGACACGCUGUGGAUCGAGAGCAUGAACUCCGUCAUGGACGACAACAAAGUGCUGACUCUCAUCAACGGGGAGCGCAUCGCCAUGCCCGAGCAGGUGUCUCUCCUGUUUGAAGUGGAGAACUUGGCGGUGGCCUCCCCGGCCACCGUGUCCCGCUGCGGGAUGGUCUACACGGACUACGCUGACCUGGGCUGGAAGCCUUAUGUUCAGUCCUGGCUGGAAAAGAGGCCGAAGGCCGAAGUGGAGCCCCUCCAGCGCAUGUUUGACAAGUUCAUCAACAAGAUGCUGAGCUUCAAGAAGGACAACUGCAACGAGCUGGUGCCCGUGCCUGAGUACAGCGGCAUCAUCUCGCUCUGUAAGCUCUACUCCAUCCUGGCCACGCCCGAGAACGGG